AUGGAAACUAUUCUGCACAAGCUCCUUCCGCGAGUGGAGGACAAUGGUUACUCGCGCGGCCGACGAGCCUUGGUUGUAACGACGGCUUUGACGAGUAUCGCCGCUCUCAUUGUUGGCAUGCGGCUAUUCGCACGCCUUAGGUUGAUGAAGAUCACUGGACGUGAAGACUGGACUAUUUUGAUAUCUCUGGUUUUCUCGAUAGUCUAUCUCGCUCUUGUCGGUGCUCAAUUUCAUUAUGGAAUGGGUAUACACUCGGAUCAGCUUUCGACUGCUACACUGCAAUCGCAAUUGAAGUGCCUCUGGGCGGCCAUUCCCAUGUACAACGCUAGUCUGGCAUUCACCAAAUUCUCCAUUCUUUUGCAAUACCUCCGCAUCUUCCCCGCACGGUCUUUCCGACACGCCUGCUACAUUGUCAUGUCGAUCGUUGCAACCUACUCGGCAUGGGCCAUUGUUAGCGCUUAUGUCAAUUGCGUGCCGAUAGCCAAAUUUUGGAACCAUGACUUGCCAGGCAGUUGUCUUAGCUUUGAGGCAGUCUGGUUCUUCAAUGCAUCUAUGAACAUUGCAACAGAUGUGACCCUUCUUCUGCUUCCAAUGCCAUUCCUUAUCAAGCUUCAGUUGCCCAAAAUGCAAAAGGUUGCUCUGAUGGGCGUGUUUGCCAUUGGUAUUCUUGUCGUGAUCACAAGCAUUCUACGCCUUUCAAGUCUGCGGACAGUCGCCAAAAGCACAGACACCUCAUACAGCAAUGUUGGCGCUGCUUACUGGACGGCAGCAGAGUGCAAUGUGGCUAUCAUUUGCGCUUGUCUGCCGUUCCUCCGGCCUAUAAUCAGCCGCAUCUUCCCCAAGCUUCUUUCCACCAACAGCUACAACCGGUAUACCACGAAUCCAGGGCGUACCACUACCCGCAAUAUCACUGCCGCCCGGUCGCCACAAACCGAGUUGUUCAGCCAGAAUAUGGACAAAGACUUCGACAUGUAUUCGAUCAAUGUCAAACACGGCAAUCGCUCAAGUCGCAGUUCUCUUGGUGGAAUCGAGGUUACUACUGAAAUGACCGUCAUGCAGGAAAGCAAGCACGGUGAUACUGUUAGUGAGCGGCGGCUCGUGAUGGAUCCAUCAUGA
Messenger RNA from Penicillium canariense, 1116 nucleotides. RefSeq names its product PTH11-like integral membrane protein. The record is from RefSeq and is a predicted model, not a curated record. The transcript has 6 exons. Bases 1 to 1116 code for a protein of 371 amino acids. NCBI's taxonomy places the organism in Eukaryota, Fungi, Ascomycota, Eurotiomycetes, Eurotiales, Aspergillaceae.